AUGGACCUCAACACUGAAAAUAUUACCGUUCUUGGCGCAGGCGUCGUUGGCCUCUCGACGGCCCUACAGCUCCAAGAACGAGGCUUCAAAGUGACCAUCGUGGCAGAAUGUCUCCCAGAAGACGAAAAGAGCAUCCGAUAUACGAGUCAUUGGGCUGGCGCCCAUCAUGUCAGUCUCGCGGCCGAUUCGAGACAGUCCAACAUGGACCAAGCGACGUUUGAAAAAAUGUGGGCAAUGUCGGCUGACCCCGCGACGGAACGCCUCUUCCUCCGACUCGACCAAGAAGAAUACUACAUCGAAGAACGCCUCUGCGAAAGUCUCAAAUUUUAUCCCAACUUUGAACCAAUCCCCCCAGAAUCACUCCCGACUUUUGCGAGAUCGGGCGCUAAAUUCAAGACUGUGACGAUUGACACGCCAAAUUAUCUGCGCCACUUGAUCGAGACGUUUAAGCAAAAGGGCGGACACGUCGUACGUGCGUCUGUCCAGCAUCUCUCGCAGCUCGUCGAUGGUGCUUUUGGCGUCGCCCCACCAGAUGGUGUCGUCAUUUGUGCGGGGAUUGGUGCGCGUACGCUUGGUGGUCUCGAGGACAAAGAGGUGUAUCCUAUUCGUGGACAGACCGUCCUCUUGCGUGCGCCUUGGGUCACGUUUGGGAGGACGUGUAGUAGUUCCGAUGGACUGUGGACGUAUAUCAUCCCCAGGAGGAGUGGAGAUGUCAUCGUAGGCGGCAUCAAGGUUGCCAACGACUGGUAUCCACACCCUCUCAAGGAGGUUACUGAAGAUAUCUUGAAGCGCGGACUAGAGCUCUGUCCAGAGUUGGCACCCGAGGAAAUCAGAGCAAAACGUGCUCCAACCGUCGAAGACCUAAAGCCAUUGAUCAUUGAAGAGGGCUGUGGACUGAGGCCAGCACGCACAGAUGGGAUCCGCUUGGAGAGUGUUCCAGUCGUCACUCGCAAUCUUGGCCAGCUGCCCGUCGUCUUCAACUAUGGUCAUGGAGGAUAUGGAUAUCAAAGCUCUUGGGGAUCCGCCGCAAUUGCCGCUGACCUCGUCGUCGCUUCCCUCAAAGGCGUCUUCACUGUAGCGGCCUAA
Molecule: messenger RNA, 1086 nt
Organism: Serendipita indica DSM 11827
Lineage: Eukaryota; Fungi; Basidiomycota; Agaricomycetes; Sebacinales; Serendipitaceae
Source: the annotation of a GenBank genome assembly